AUGAGCAUGCUUUUAUACUUCGUAAUUUCUACGAUAACGACAAGGUCUUCUGCCUACCUAGAUCUUCUAGAUCUGGCCUUGAAGUUACCAGAACAGGGCAAGUUUGAAGCCUACCAAUUCACCUCCUUUGAUAGCAUUAAAGAUCCAAAAUACAAAAGCUUUCGUUAUGGAUUUCCGCCCGGAAUAUACGGUUCAUCAGUUAUACCAACUACACUGUGGUUUUUCCAUUGGAGUUCACAAGAACCGUUCCUCAGGGUCCCCAAUUUCAAUACCAUGCUGCCUGUCCCCGCGGACUGGCUACUCAUCGUGCGUUCCUGCGAUGAAAUUACCUUCCCUCGCUGUUCAUGGGCACAUUUCGUCAAUUUGGCCCAGCCACUACAGAUUGACUUGGAACUCUUUCAGCUCUCUAGAUCAGCGCCGGACAUCUCCACUGAGGACUCCGUGCCAUAUCUCCACGGCAAUUGCUGGCCUAUCCGAUCCGUUGAACAAGUCAGCAUUAUCUACAUCUAUGCUGCGUCCACGAUAACUUGCGUCUGUCGUCUUGGCUACAUGGGCCAUGACUGCUCUCAACUACUAGAUGCCUGCCUCGUUGGGUCGGAGGUGUACUAUGCCUCUGAAUUGGGAGGAGCCAAACCGAUAAUCCCGCCAGGUCGAGAGGCCUGCGGUGUGCGGAAUAAGUGCAUCCCUCACCUCGGCACAACGAGUUUUAGCUGCCAAUGCAGCGAACACUUUGCUAUGGAUCGUGGAUUGCCCUACGACAAUUGCCUUUCUAGUAAAGACCCCUGUUCUAGUCGAAUAUGUGUUGAGGGUACCUGCACCGCCUCGGAGGAUGGUUCCUGGAGCAUUUGCGACUGCGAGGAGGGCUUUACAGGGCCGAUGUGUGAGGAGGCUUUGGGUCAAUGGACCACCUGGUCCGCAUGGACGUCCUGUGAGCCCUUCUGCGGUAGCCAUCGCCUCCGUCAUCGCAUCCGCGUCUGUUCUGGUGAUCGUGAAGAGGAUUGCAUUGGUGCUGUAGAACAGGUGGAAUCGUGUCCGGAAGGUGAGCCCUGUCCACAGAUGCCAUCUCCAGACGAGGCAGAGUGGAGGGACUUUGUCGACUGGUUUUGCAUUCUCCUAUCAGCGACCACUGUCUACAUGGGCCUUUUGCUCCUUGUCCUUACUAUCCUCUCUCUCUGUAAACCCGUCGCAAAUAUCGAGGAGACGUUGAAGACAACGGAUCAGUGUAAACUUACGUCACCGAACAGUAAAACACGAUACAGUGGAGGCGACUGA
Messenger RNA from Hydatigera taeniaeformis, 1272 nucleotides. The record is from the annotation of a GenBank genome assembly. NCBI's taxonomy places the organism in Eukaryota, Metazoa, Platyhelminthes, Cestoda, Cyclophyllidea, Taeniidae.